CGUCCAAUGUUGAAAUGUAGUCCUUUAUUCUUUAUCUUCACAAUCCAUUAACAGUCUGUAAAAAGCUGCACUGCAUAUUUCACAUUUUGUUUUUCUUUCUAUGUGCGCGUGAUGCGUAGUGAGUAGUGCGUACUGCGUUUUGACCGUUUCCAUGUAUGUGUAUAUAUUCAUAUGCGUGAAGCUUGUUUGUCCUUUUGGAAGAAGAUUACAAACAGGAUUCUAAGUUAUUAUCUACCCUUUUAAACAUUACACAUAAGAUAAAUGUAAAAUACUUGGAAUUAUAAUUACGUAACAUAAAACAUGUAAUAUAUUUGUGGUAUUUGCGUGAUUUUUAUAGGGGGAGGGGGUGUAACUUUUAAAAAGGACACCUACAGUAUUCCAAAGUAUACUAAACUGCAUGAUACAUAAGCAAUCCAGACACAUUUAUGUUUUAGUUGGAUGUUAUUGGUUUUUGUCUAUAAUAUACUCUCCCAAAAAAUAAACGCAUAGGUGAUUUUGUUUUUGGAAUAUCAAUUAUUUUGAAGUUACUUGUUGAAAUAGUAUUUAAUCUCUAAAAUGUUACUGUUAUUUGGUUUGAGAAUACAAUCUAUUGCCAAAAAGGGACAAUUUGAAUUACUUUGAAGUGUUCAGCACAUUGAGUUUCAUAAAAUUUGCUUGCAAAUUGCGUGUGGAAAGUGUGCAAGCAUCACGCACGUGAAAAUUGAGGAAAUCAUCAACGAUGUUAUUGGGUAUUGGUGAAACAUUUAAAGUUGGUUGCUAUCUGAGCACAUUUUGAUAUGCCAAGACUAGACCAAGAAUCUCAAAACAUUGCCAUUGGACGUUUGGAGUCUGAUGAGUCUCGGUCAGCAGUUGCGCGUCAUUUUCACGUCGAUGGGAACGGUAUCAACAACAAGGAUCAACACGAGAUCGACCACAGUCUGGUAGACAACGUAUCACUGCUGCAGGUCAGGAUAGGUACAUCCGGGUUUUCCAUCUACGUCAUCGGACUGUCACAGCAACAGAAACUGCUGCCAAUGUGCCUGAUCUACGUAGGGUAUCGGCGCAAACAAUACGCAACAACUGUUCCAGCAGGAUAAUGCCAGGCCUCAUACAGCACGUGUCACCAUGGAUUUUCUACGGAACCAGAACAUAAAUGUGCUACCAUGGCCAUCGAGAUCGCUAGAUUUAAACCUGAUUGAGCAUCUUUGGGAUGACCUUGAUCGACGAGUGCGACAACGUGACAACCACCAUCUCAAACGCUUCAGCAACUUCAGGAUGUAUUGCAAGACGAAUGGGCAAGAAUACCACAGAAUAGUUCCAGGCUGGCAGCCUUCCCAGGAGGAUUCUGAAAUCACAUACCAUGUGCAAUACAGGUGGAUUAAAAAGGUCCGAAGUUGGGAGGAUCUUCACCAAAAACUGGAUGCCAUAGGUAGACGUCGACACUUCGGUGGCCUACUCAAGAGAGUCAGACGUUUGCCAACAAUAAAAGAGGAAAGUAAGUUGAGUCGCUAAUUUAGAAACUAAUUUGGUGAUUAUGUUGAUCACGUCUAUAAAGUUUAAAACCAGGGGCCUAAUUCACUAAACUCUUGCAACUUUGCGAUCUCGUAGUGCAAUGCUAAAAGACUUUCAAAGAGGAUGCUUUGUUGUCUAACAGAGCCUAAAAGACCUUUGUGAAUUAGGCCCCAGGACCAUAGUACUAAUCAAAGUUAUGCUUUCGUGUUUUUGAUUUUGUAUGUUUGGGGGUGGAGGGUUUGUCUCUUUUUUUUUCUGAAAAAUAUUGUUAAUAUAAUGUUGACAUAUUGCUUUUUAAAUUUGUCAUUUUCUUAACGCCUCUCUUUAUAAUAAUGGUAUAUGGUCGGUAUAGUCUGUUUCACAGUUUCUUUUUUAGUAUGGAAA
Molecule: messenger RNA, 1875 nt
Organism: Gigantopelta aegis
Lineage: Eukaryota; Metazoa; Mollusca; Gastropoda; Neomphalida; Peltospiridae
Exons: 4
Coding region: 1105-1491 (128 amino acids)
Molecular function (GO): nucleic acid binding
Source: RefSeq, a predicted model, not a curated record